AUGAGUGCUACUCAGAGUCAAACAACGCUGGAGUCCCAACUGGAGGCCCUGCAGUGCCACUUCACCUGGGAUUUGGAGACCAGCGAGUCCCUACUUUUACGUCGCAGGGAAAACCUGGAGGACAUCGGCACCGAGGAGGGGAACAGCUGGCUGGGUCACAUUUACAACCUGCGGGGGUUCGUUCAGUACAAGCUGGGGUUCACCGAAGACGCCCAGAGUUUCUUCAACAAGGCUGCAGAGGCCUUCAGCAAGAUAAGAAACGCAGAUGAGGGUCCCUGGUUGGUGGUGAACUACGGGAACCUGGCGUGGCUGCACCACCACCUGGGAGACCAAGCAGAGAGUCAGGCUUACCUGUCAAAGGUCAACACCCUGAUGAAUAAAUACCCAUCUCCAUCCCAGGAUGAGCUCCAUCCAGAGAUCUACGCUGAGAAAGCCUGGACCCUGAUGACUUUCAGCAGAGAACAAAAGAAAGAGGCUGCAGAUUACUUCCAGAGAGCCAUCAGGAAGCAGCCGGACAUGGUGGAGUGGAACACCAGCUACGUCUUAGAGUUAAUGUAUGAUUUUAGGCAAAACAACGAGGGGCUGGAGGCUGACAUUUUGGAGAAAAUGAGAAUUGCCAAGGAACAGGAUCCAGAGAACUUGUACCUCGCUGUUCUCUACCUCCAGCAAUAUGCAAAGAAAGGAGAGAGAAUUGAAGAAGAAGCACGUGAGUUGGCAGGAAAGGUUUUGAGAAAUCCUGUCAGCAGCUACAGUGGUAUUAGACCAUUAUUAGGGGUUUACAUAAACCAUGUAUCUAUUGAUGAGGCCAUUGAUUUGGCAGAGGAGGCUCUGGAAAAACAUCCAGAUGAGCGUUAUCUGAAGAAAUGUCUCGCACACUGCUACAAAUGGAAGAUCUUCAGGGAAAGCCCAGAGCAAAGCAUGAUAGACAGAGCAAUCAGUCUCCAUGAGGAGGUGAUUUCUCUUUACCCUGAUUCUUCAUUUGUGAAGAAAAUAACCCUCGCAAAGAUAUACGCAAAGGUAAACAGCCAGGAUAAAGCUGAUCAGAUAUACCAGGAACUGCUUGAAAGAGAUCUGGAACCUGCAGACAAACAGAUGCUCUACAGCACCUAUGCAAAACAUUUAUUCUUUAAUCGUCAAGACAGAGAAGGGUCACUACGAUAUCACGUGAAGGUGGCGAAGAUACCGCUAAAAUCUAUCCAUCGGGAGAACAGCAUCACAACCCUGAAGAAGCACAAAAUCCAAAGCCCAAUGUGUAGAGAAAUAGAGGAGUUUCUGGCAAACUUGCAAGAGCCAUAG
This is a messenger RNA of Perca flavescens (yellow perch), 1296 nucleotides long. Its product is annotated as interferon-induced protein with tetratricopeptide repeats 1-like. Bases 1 to 1296 code for a protein of 431 amino acids. Gene Ontology annotation, cellular component: cytosol. Gene Ontology annotation, biological process: defense response to virus. The record is from RefSeq and is a predicted model, not a curated record. NCBI's taxonomy places the organism in Eukaryota, Metazoa, Chordata, Actinopteri, Perciformes, Percidae. Gene Ontology annotation, molecular function: protein binding. The transcript has 2 exons.